This is a messenger RNA of Phyllostomus hastatus (greater spear-nosed bat), 2152 nucleotides long. It is a transcript of the gene SLC17A9, whose product is annotated as solute carrier family 17 member 9. Gene Ontology annotation, cellular component: membrane. Lineage: Eukaryota; Metazoa; Chordata; Mammalia; Chiroptera; Phyllostomidae. Gene Ontology annotation, molecular function: transmembrane transporter activity. Bases 125 to 1444 code for a protein of 439 amino acids. The record is from RefSeq and is a predicted model, not a curated record. Gene Ontology annotation, biological process: transmembrane transport. The transcript is spliced from 13 exons.
CCGUCCGGGGCGACACGUCCUGGGAGCGCCGGACGGAAGCGCCGCUGGGACUGACACGUGGACUUGGGCGGCGCUGCCCGCGCGGGCCUGCUGGCGGGAGCCGGCUCCGGACUCGCUGCGCCCGAUGCAGCCGACGCGGCCGCCCCCAGACCAGGCCCGCGGGGAGGCGGCGGAGGACGCCCACUGGUCCAGGCCCGAGUGCCAGGCGUGGACGGGGACGCUGCUGCUGGGCACCUGCCUGCUGUACUGCGCGCGGGUCAGCAUGCCCAUCUGCACUGCGUCCAUGAGCCAGGACUUCGGCUGGAACAAGAAGGAAGCCGGGAUCGUGCUCAGCAGCUUCUUCUGGGGCUACUGCCUGACCCAGGUCGCCGGCGGCCACCUGGGGGACCGGAUCGGGGGUGAGAAGGUCAUCCUGCUGUCAGCCUCGGCCUGGGGCCUCAUCACGGCCGCCACCCCGCUGCUCGCACGCCUGGGCAGCGCCCACCUGCUCUUCAUGACCUUCUCGCGCAUCCUCACGGGCCUGCUGCAAGGGGUGUACUUCCCCGCGCUGACCAGCCUGCUGUCCCAGAGGGUCCGGGAGAGCGAGCGUGCCUUCACCUACAGCGCCGUGGGGGCCGGCUCCCAGGUCGGGACGCUGGUGACGGGGGCGGUGGGCUCCCUACUCCUGGACUGGCUCGGCUGGCCGAGCGUCUUCUACCUCUCCGGCGGCCUCACCCUGCUGUGGGCGUGUUACGUGUACAGGUACCUGCUGAGCCAACAAGACCUCGUCCGGGCCUUGGACGCUUUGGCGCGAGGCCUGCCCGUGUCCAGGCAAGCCAGGGUGCCCUGGAGACAGCUCUUCCGGAAGCCUUCCGUCUGGGCGGCCAUCUUCUCCCAGCUCUCCUCGGCUUGCUCCUUCUUUGUCCUGCUGUCCUGGCUGCCCACCUUCUUCAGGGAGACCUUCCCCGGCUCCCAGGGCUGGGCCUUCAACGUGGUGCCCUGGUUGGCGGCAGUGCCGGCCAGCCUGUUCAGCGGGCUUCUCUCUGACCACCUCAUCAGCCAGGGUUACAGAACCAUCGCCGUGCGGAAGUUCAUGCAGGUGGUGGGCCUCGGCCUGUCCAGCGUCUUCGCCCUGUGCCUGGGCCACACCUCGAGCUUCUGCAAGUCCCUGUUCUUCGCCUCGGCCUCCAUCGGCCUCCAGACCUUCAACCACAGCGGCAUUUCUGUGAACAUCCAGGACCUGGCGCCGUCCUGCGCGGGCGUCCUCUUUGGUGUGGCCAACACAGCUGGAGCCUUGGCAGGUGUCGUGGGCGUGGGCCUGGGGGGCUACCUGAUCGAGACCACCGGCUCCUGGGCGUCCCUGUUCCACCUGGUGGCUGCCAUCAGCAGCCUGGGGCUGUGCAGCUUCCUGCUGUUCGGGAAGGCCCAGAGGGUGGACCUGGGCCCCGCCCACCAGGACCUCUAGCCGCGCCCCGGCCGGCCCGCACACACCGGCACCGUCGGCCUCAGGGUGAAGGGCUCCGUGUCAGAGCCUCUUCCUCUUGUGGCCCGUGACAGAGGGGCUGAGCCUCAGCGGAGCCGGGGUGGGGCGGUCGGCACCGGCGCCUGGGCCUGGUCGGGCCUCGGCUUCCCCUCUGCCCAGCGUCCCCCGGGGAGCUGCCCCCGGGGAUUGGGGUCGGCGCCCCUUCCGGACUUGGCCCCGACACAGUGUCAGGCGCGUCCCGGAGGUCGGCCCCCCCGCCCACACGGUGCCCAUCCCGGAGAUCCUGGGUGGCCGUCUCCCCGACCUGCGACCCUCUGUUUCUGGGCCCGGUGGUUCUCUGUGGCGGCCCGUGCUGUGUGCUGUGGGGUGCUCAGGGCUACCCCGCCCCCAACGCCGUCUCCCGAUACCACCAGCCCUGUGGCCGUCUUUGGGGACCCCACCCCCGGCACCCCCUCCCGGGGAUCCCUAGACACAGGCAGUGUGCUCUGCGUCCCUGGCGCUGGGGACCCCCCUGCCCACGACGUUCCCCAGGACCAGGCGACCUGCCUCCUCCCCGUUCACACAGAGGAGCCGUCCCUCCCGAACUGACGGCAGGUGUGGCCGGGUGCAGCUGGGGAGAAAAGAACGUGGAAAACCACCCCGAAGCCUUAUUUAAGUGAUGCCCAUUAAACUAUUGAAGAGAAGACUGGA